Molecule: messenger RNA, 3136 nt
Organism: Lytechinus pictus (painted urchin)
Lineage: Eukaryota; Metazoa; Echinodermata; Echinoidea; Temnopleuroida; Toxopneustidae
Exons: 10
Coding region: 951-1817 (288 amino acids)
Cellular component (GO): cytoplasm; nucleus
Molecular function (GO): protein binding
Source: RefSeq, a predicted model, not a curated record
ACACGUAACAGCAAAUAGAACAAAGUGCUUUAGCGUUACCCGUAGCUUAGCAAUACGAGAAUACAAAAGUUAUAUUUACAUUAUAACCUUAAAGGUCUCACAGGUCAGCUUCGCGGGGAAACAAAGUUAAAUUUCACAACGUAGUUUCGUAAUACAUCGAGCAUUUAAUGCCGAAACGGGAACUCAUCACUAUAUACUCUAAUGGUGUGUUAUAUUCAUCUGUUUACUCGGAUGGCCUUUUAUAUGUAGGGGAAGGCCAUGCAUGAUUAUCAAAUAAUACUGAUGUCGUUAUUACAUUAGGAUCAUCAAAAGGCGGGGAUACGAUUGUUAGAUGAAUGACAAGUCGGGUUCGUUCAGUGUUUGCUGCUGCCCAAAUCGGAGUUUAUUAACGUCAUGCUCGUCAAGAGGAUAUGUCGCCCAUAAGAGCUUGCUCAUUAUAAUGGGAUCUGCAUUAUGAUUGUUAAAUCUGCAGGAUAUGCAUGACGGGUAUCUGGUUGCAUUAACAUCUGUUGGAAUGCAUCAUCAGUUCGGGCAGGUGAGACGACACGCUUUGUUAUGUAACAUCUCCUCUCCGCUUGAUUGAACAUCUGACAACAUCAACCGAGUGAUCAAUACUCCAUACAUCAACGAACAUUGCGAAAGAAAAAAAUAUUAUAGAUACGCAUUGCAUCCGUCAAUCCAACACAGCCAGAUAGCAUAAAGUAUUUUAUUUUAUUUGUUCUGGUGUUCGUCCGGGUCUGAGGCCAUACAUCAUUCUUGAACCCCAUCUGAUGUCGUAUAUGCCUUAUGGAUUUAUGCAACUUCAAGAUGUUAUUUUAUGAACAUUAUAUCGCCUAUUUAAUAGGACAUGAAUGGAUGAUAUAACUUUUCAGCAUCGGUUAAUAAUAGGAAACUUUUGACUUGAAUAUCUGGGACAUUUACUGGAUUUAUUUCUUCUGGACUAAAGCAUCAUGGAGCCCUUGGAUAACCAGGCAAAUAAAGAGAAAAUAAGGCAUCUAUGUGCGGCAGUACAAGCUGGUCAGCUAUCGGAGAUUGAGGCAUUACUCCAAGAAGGGAUGUAUAUAAACGUGGACGAGGGAGGGAACAUGUUGGCCAAAUCCUUAUAUCGUAAUCUUCUGAUGUUAGCUAUUGAUUCAGUCCAAGUCGAGGCGGCUAAACUGCUAAUUGAGAAGGGCAUUGAUGUCAACCAUAAAACAUGGGGUGUAAAUGGCAAACAGGGAGCGAGAGACAUGGCACAGGAGUCUGGGCUUCUUGAGAUUGUUGAUAAGAUUGACUGCAGGUUACCUGUAUCAAAGCGAUUAUUUCAUGCGGUGGUAGAUGGUCAGCAAGAUAAAGUAAAUAAUCUUUUACGGCACAUCGACGCUGAUAUGAACAUGAAAGUGGAUUUACACGGUGACAAAGCAGCUGGAUGUAGCGCGUAUACUCUUCUCAUGAUCGCACUGAAGAACGGCCAUGUUGAGAUCGCCAGCGAGCUCAUUGAUCACGGCAUCGAUCUAGACUUCGAACAUCAGGAAUGGGAUCGCCCAGAUGAUUCCAGCGAUGAAAUCAUGGUUGAGUCUUAUGACGCAAGAAAACUUGCCAUGGAUACGGGUAUGGUAGGCGUGGCUAAAGCUAUUGAUAAACGAAAAGGAGCAGUAGCCAAUGGUCAUGAACCAGUGUCACCGUCAAAUGGAAUCAAUCAUAAGGAGCAAUCUGAUGUGGAGGAGAAUUCUAACCAUGCUAACACUAAUACAACUCAAUCACAGAUGCCUACUAACACCCAGCAAACUGCACCAACUCAAGUUAGAGCCUCCGGCUGCAGUUGUCUAAUUUCUUGAUGACAUGGAUGAUGGCAUCAUUCCGCGAGGAAAAAGAUGAUCGUCAACUCUUUUAAGAAGUCAGAAGAGGGGCAUCAAAAUCAUCAUAUGAACAUUUUUUUUCAUUCAUGUUAAUUUUUCCAAGAACUUGGAACCAAUGUUCAAGUGUCAGUGUAUUCAAACCCGGUGACAUUCUCUGACGGAAUAAAAAAUAGAUAGUUACAAUUUCCAUCAAGGAAAAAAGUCACAAUGAUAGACGUUUGAUGAACGAUAUUGAAAAAAAAAAUCAUUGGUUUAUACCUUCCACAGAAGUGAUACAACUCUGUUAAUCACACAACUCUACAUACAUGUAGUUCGAGACAAUGUUGUUUGCUCUUGUUUUGUUUUUUCACUUUUCAACCGCAGUUAUGAAACGGUUUUCAUAACUGAAAAUAUAUCCAAAUAAAGUAUGCGAUCUGUCAAUUUUUCUAUAUUUCCAUUCAUUCGUAAAUCCAUCGAUCUAUCAAUCAAUCGAGAAUAAAAUAAACCAGAUAGUUACCUUUUUAUUUUUCAAACGAUUAUUGCCCAUUGACCAUUUUGUAAUAGUCACUUAUAAAGAACGGAUGAAAAUAUUGUAUUAGCUAAUACAAUACGAAUGAAAUGUUAAUGAAAAUUAUUUUCUUGGAAAUUCAUGGAAAUGAUAUAGAGUGAAAGUUGGACAAGAACUUCAGCAACUUCCUCCAUCGCGAUAAAGUCACGUCAUGGUGGUGAUGAUAGUGCAAUAUGAGAUGCAAUCUCCAUUGACAAAAUUCUAUGAUCGGUUAAUCAUCUCAAUAGUAUUAUAUGUAAAUCAGUAUAUUAAUGAUUACAUUAGUAAUUUAUUCAUUAUGCAAACACUACUGAGGUUUGUGCGUGAUAUAUACUAGCAAUUGUUGAUCGUAUGAAAAUGAUUUGUCUAAAAUUGUGUACAAUAUUUGUGUCCUUUUUCACUCUUCCUUCCUUUUUUAACAAAACCUACUCUUCCCUUUACUUCUUCUCAUUCUCCUCUUUUUCUACUUCUCUCCUCCCUAUUUAAAAAUCUUUUCUUACCAUCCUCGUUCGUUUCCUCCUCCUUAAUUAUUCAACUAGUUCUGCCUCUCCCUUCUUUUAUUCAUCUAAUAACCACUCCCUCCCCUCCUCCUCCCCUUCGUGCUCUUCUUCUGCUCAGUUGAUUGUCCUUUGAAUUUUUGAUUGUGCAACCAUAUCGUGUUCAGGCAUAUGACUUUGUAUAAAUAAUGAUGUAUAUAACUGAUACUUGUACAGAAAUAUGAUCCUGUGUAUUUAUCAGAUCACCAAAGAUAAUAAAAGUAGAUUACACGAAA